AGCUCACAGCACCACCCUGUCUUUUGUGGACCUGCACAGUGAUCCCCGAGCCAGACUGGAUUAGGAAACCUCGCGACCAGGAGUCCGGAGAGAGGCCUCCGGUUCCCAGGCACUUCAGGGAGAGAAGGCUGAAACGAUGCAUCAGAUCUACAGCUGCAGUGACGAAAACAUAGAAGUUUUCACCACCGUGAUUCCUUCCAAGGUGUCCAGUCCAGGCAGAAGAAGAGUCAAAAGCUCCCAACACCUCCUGACCAAGAAUGUGGUGAUCGAGUCAGACCUGUACUCACAUCGGCCCCUAGAGCUGCUACAGCACCGUGGUGACCGCAGGGACACAGUGGACGGCCGCAGGGUGGGCCGACUCCAGACCGCGCGGCCUCCCGGGGUGCCCCCGGCCAAAGCUCUCCCCAGACCUGGGGGGAUUUCUGAACCCAAAGCAUCAAAUCUGUGUGGGAAUCGAGCAUACGGCAAAUCUUUGAUGCCUCCAGGGCCCCGUAUCCCAGUGGAGGCAGCAGCCACUGGCACGGAGAAGGGAGCUGUUCUGACGAGAGGGUCAAGGCAUCUCAAGAAGAUGACCGAAGAGUACCCAACUCUUCCCCAGGGAGUGGAAGCCUCCCUACCGCUGACAGGCAGUGCUUCCUGUGGUGUCCCCAGCAUCCUCCGGAAAAUGUGGACAAGACACAAGAAGAAGUCAGAAUAUGUGGGAGCCACUAACAGCGCCUUUGAGGCUGACUAA
Molecule: messenger RNA, 733 nt
Organism: Otolemur garnettii (small-eared galago)
Lineage: Eukaryota; Metazoa; Chordata; Mammalia; Primates; Galagidae
Gene: VXN
Product: chromosome unknown C8orf46 homolog
Exons: 6
Coding region: 137-733 (198 amino acids)
Biological process (GO): neurogenesis; neuron differentiation
Source: RefSeq, a predicted model, not a curated record